Messenger RNA from Ectocarpus sp. CCAP 1310/34, 1187 nucleotides. The record is from the annotation of a GenBank genome assembly. Lineage: Eukaryota; Phaeophyceae; Ectocarpales; Ectocarpaceae.
CUCUCCUGCCUGCUCCCACCACGCGAUCUUGCUCCUCCUGCUGGCCUCAACCCGAAGUUUCAUUUGCCUUGGCCGGGCCUGAUACCGAGCAGGUUCUCCGUGACAACAUGAACAUCCCAAACAUCCCCUUGCCCAGGGGUAUGAACUACCGGAAGUACAUCAGACAUGGCCGGAGGUUGUACAACCUCAUCAAGGGCAUGUUCAACUAGAUGCUGGAGCAGCUGUCUGUGCGGAUGGAACGAGCGGCGGGUAUGGCAUUGUUCGACCGUAAACCGGGCUCUUCUCGGCGGUUGAUGGAUCCUUAGGGACCAUAUCAUACGCGGACUGGUGUUGCAACACGACCACAUCGAGGACACGUAGUUUGGAGAAAGGGAAUGAAGUCGUGGAAGCAACGGUCACCGCCAAAGCGGGUUGGUUUGUCGUCCCAGUAGCCUUCGCAGGGUUUUAACAUGUUAGAUGAAGCAUGCAGUCCGGAAAAUUGGGGUUUAUUAUUUGUCGGGAAGGCGGUCCGGGAUGCUUCAUCAUUUUAGAAACAUCUGGCGCUACUGCAGCGAAAGUGUGGGAUAGGUGCAGAGGAGCACGGCUUGUAGCUGCAUUUACGUCUGAUUAUUAUUCACCAUAUUCUAGGGAUUCCACCUAAAAAACGCACGAAAAAAACGUGUUUGGAAAAACGUGUUUCAGAAAGUGACGUUUGAAAAAUCGUGUUUCGCUGUCUCCCCGCUAGUGCCGGUUGGAACCCCCCCCCCCCCGUGCUCUUGAUGUUUGUUCGGACAUCAGUACCCCCUCUUUUUUUUAUUUUUCCGCAAACACGGAACACGCGGCGGCGUGAUUUGGCGUGAUGUUGGCAAGCACGCGCGUUGACGUCCUGAAGCAAAUGGCGCGCCUAUAGCGUGGUAAGAUUCGGCAUGAGAGGCAUGGUCAAAUCAUGCAGAUGAAUACGGCGGCUUUGCUGUGUGCGGUGGCUGCAGAGGAGGAGCUUUUCCUCGUCCUGGCGGUAGUGGCAAUGCGGCAACUCCAAUCAAUGCGUUCCCAACUCAAACCACGCUCGCAACUCGAACCACGCCGCCGGGUGAACUGUGCUAACCCUGACUUCCAAGCACUUGACCGCUGAUGUGACUGAUGAUUGCUACCUCCCUCAAGGGGCGGGGAUGUACACGAAGUCUGCCGUAGGAGAGGCGGCUACCGCG